AUGACUGGAAUUCAAGUUGGUGCUAAAAUCAAGAACUCUAGCGACGACAAGCUCAAGAACAUGAUCAAGAUUGGUUACAUCCCACGAGACUUUGACGAUCCCUUAUACAAAGCUGAAGUGUCUCGCGAACAACAAAAUGGGUUUGCCCCGUAUUUUUUUGGUAACGAUGAGGUGAACGCUAUUAUCACUUAUUUCGGUCAGAUUCAGUCAGAAAGCGACCUUCGACGGAUCAUCAAAGGCGAGGCACUUGCAGGCCAGUUGGCGCGCUUGAUGGAAACAAUUGAGACAUUCAGAUCAGGUCCCAUGUGGAGUGGCACGGAUAGUGGGGUCGAAAUACCAGAACACAAGCAGACCGAAAAUUUACUUGAUGAUGCAUCUAGACGCAACAAUACAAGACAACUAGAAUCGUCCACACCUGCCAAGCGGACCCGUAACAACACAACUGCGAAUCAUGAGACCAAAGAAACGCAAUCUGAGCCACCAAUACAUACACCCAACGAAAAGAGGCCACGGAAGAAUGCGGUGUCGCCUGAGGUUCUCAGACAGCAACAGGAAUCGGCAGCUGAGCGACAACGUAUGAAAGAGGAGAAGUCGGAGAAACAAAGAGUCGAGAAAGAGAACAAGGCAAGGAGACUGGCAGCGCAGGCGCAAAUUAUGUCGGACGUGAAGAAAGAGUACGGUUGGAUUUAG
Puccinia triticina is the source of this 690-nucleotide messenger RNA. RefSeq lists its product as uncharacterized. The record is from RefSeq and is a predicted model, not a curated record. The transcript has 3 exons. Lineage: Eukaryota; Fungi; Basidiomycota; Pucciniomycetes; Pucciniales; Pucciniaceae. The coding region runs from base 1 to 690 and encodes 229 amino acids.